Cheilinus undulatus (humphead wrasse) is the source of this 3946-nucleotide messenger RNA. RefSeq names its product PPFIA binding protein 2b (gene ppfibp2b). Gene Ontology annotation, cellular component: presynaptic active zone. The transcript is spliced from 23 exons. The record is from RefSeq and is a predicted model, not a curated record. Gene Ontology annotation, biological process: neuromuscular junction development. NCBI's taxonomy places the organism in Eukaryota, Metazoa, Chordata, Actinopteri, Labriformes, Labridae. The coding region runs from base 459 to 3152 and encodes 897 amino acids. Gene Ontology annotation, molecular function: protein binding.
AAAGAGAGGAGUGACAGGAGGUUAAAAAGGAGAAAGGAGGAAAAGAACUUGAGCUCAAACUAGAACAGAGAGAGAGAGAGGAGGGUGUGGAGGAAGUAGCGAGUGUCUGAUUAAAGAGGGUCGAGGGAGAAAGUGAGAGAACAAAAUGAGGGGCGAAAGUAGGGGAAGAAAAAGGAAACUGAAGUAGUAGGAAGGGAAGGAGAGGAGUAUGGUAGGAGGGGGACAAACUAGGGGGAGUUGUCCAACCAAGAAGGCAGGGAUCAUAAAACGCCCUCCUCCACAGCUGUUACCAUUGCAGUCACACACAGACUAACAUUACAGUCCUCACAUGUUUCUGCAGUCGGAAGACAGUUACUUUACCCGGUCUUUGUGUUUUGCUCACACAUCCUCACAUGAACACAGCUUGAGUGAAUCAGACAAAAACACAGAGAAAGGCUGGGCAGCGAUGGGCUGGGAGCAUGGAGACUCCCAUUGACUUCUACCGGCACUUCUCCUGGCUUAAAAAGGUUAAUCUUUGUACUCCAGCCAACAAUGAGACCUACCAAGAACGACUGCUCCGCCUAGAGGGAGACAAGGAGUCUCUGGUGCUACAGGUGAGCGUUCUGACUGACCAGGUGGAAGCCCAGGGAGAGAAGAUCAGAGACCUGGAAAGUUCUCUGGAAGAACACCGACAAAAACUGGCCUCCACAGAGGAGAUGCUUCAACAGGAGCUGAUAAGCAGGACCUCUCUAGAGACUCAGAAGCUGGAUCUCAUGGAUGAAGUGUCAUACCUCAAACUGAAGCUUGUCAGCAUGGAGGAGACAAACACGCAGGCAAAAGAUACCGCAGACACGGAGCAGAAGAAAGCUGAGUGUGUAGUUAAUCUCAUCAGUGAGCUCCAGGAGCAGAUGUGCAAGUUUCAGGAGGAGAUCAGCUCUCGAAUCCAGGAGAAACGGGCUCUGGAGGAGAAGGAGUCUCAGCAGGGGGAGCCAAGAGGCAGCCAAGCCCGGGGCCAAGGCCCUCAGGUUGGGUUAGCCUGCUCAGACCUGAGCCUGUCUGACUCUGACGUCUGGAUGCACAAUGGAGGACAGACUGUACACGAUUUGCUACAAGAAGUGCAUCAGCUGAAGAGUAAAGUGGAGGAGCUGGAGGGAGAGAAGGGCCAGUAUGAGAGGAAACUGAGAGGCACAAAGGCAGAAAUCGCAGAGCUGCAGCAGCUCCUUGCAUCCAAAGACGCUGAAAUUGAAUGCCUGCAGACCCAGCUGCUGGCCAGAGGUGGCACAGCCAAUGACAACGCUGAGAGAGAUCAAGAAUAUCAGAGGUUGAAGGUCGGGAUGGAGUCUUUGUUAGCUUCAAAUGAUGAAAAGGACCGACGUAUAGAAGAACUCACCGUUCUGCUUGGUCAGUACAGAAAAAUGAGGGAUGUUAUGGCACUCACCCACGGGAGUAGUGAAGAGGAGCUGAGCGGCAGUUUAAGACUCAGAGCCAUCACACACAAAGCACACUCUGAUAUCCUCAGGUCAGAGAUAUCAUCAAGAGGAUCCUCUCCUCUUAUGUUAUCGUCAUCUCCUUACCAGAGAGAGCUGGACUCUAGCUUUCAGAACUCAAUGGACGCAUCUCUGGUGUCUGCAGGGGAUUCUAGCUUCUUUAAUGGAUCAUGGCAUCAGCGCAGGUUGCUCUCCAGUAGUCUUGAAGAGUUGCAAAGUGGAUCAUUGCAAAAGAGUCCACACAUGGAGCUGAGUAAGUACCAGACUCUUCCUGGGAAGCGGAGUAAAAGGAGCGAGCUUAGGGCCGAGCUAAACGGUGAUGGAGAAAGACACAAUGAGUAUUUAUCACCCGUCCAACUCUCUCCUGUCCAUAAUCAUGAACAGGAGCACAGACUCACAGUUCGUCCAGAGCGGCUGGAGGAGUGUAUUCUUUCAGACCAGUCCCCUCUUUCCUCUGGAGUGGAUUCAGGACAGCAAUCCCCAGUCUCACCAGAACACAGAAAGAGUCAUAGAGGCAUUAAGAAACUCUGGGGAAAGAUCCGUCGCAGCCAGUCAGGUAGUCCCUCCCAGGGCACUGACUCCGACUUGGGAGAGUUCAAAAGAGGAGGCUUUAGGGCUACAGCGGGACCAAGGCUGGCUCGUUCAGGGAAUACACGAGAUAUGAAGACGCCCUUCUAUAAGUGGAGCACAGAGCAGGUAUGUGACUGGCUUGAGGAAAUUGGACUUGGUCAGUACAGCAUACUCGCCCGCCACUGGGUCACCAGUGGUCAGACUCUACUCUCAGCUACCCCACAAGACCUGGAGAGGGAGCUGGCGGUUAAGAAUGUGCUUCACAGAAAGAAGCUUCAGCUCGCCAUCAAGUCGUUCAGUAGCAAACAGCCGGAGAAAUCUGCAGAGCUUGACUACGUCUGGGUCACUCGUUGGCUUGAUGACAUUGGCCUCCCACAGUACAAGGACCAGUUUAAUGAAGGAAGGGUGGAUGGGCAGAUGCUGCAGUAUCUGACUGUGAAUGACUUGUUGGUCCUUAAAGUAACCAGCCAGCUGCAUCACCUCAGUAUCAAGUGUGCCAUCCAUGUCCUCCAUGUCAACAAGUUCCACCCUAACUGCCUCAAGCGUCGGCCCAGCAAUGAGAAUCAGUUCGCCCCCAGCGAGGUAGUACAGUGGUCCAACCACAGAGUGAUGGAGUGGCUGAGAUCUGUCGACCUGGCAGAGUACGCACCAAACCUGAGAGGAAGUGGUGUUCAUGGAGGACUAAUAAUGCUGGAGCCUCGGUUCAACUCUGACACCAUGGCCAUGCUGCUGAACAUCCCUCCCCAGAAAACUCUGCUAAGACGCCACUUAGCCACCAACUUCAACAACCUCGUGGGAGGACAAGCUCAGCAGGAGAAGAGGGAGUACAUGGAGGCAGCAGGCUACACCCCUCUCAAUAUCACAGCUAAAGUCAAGCCAAAGAAGAUGGGUUUGUCUAACUUGACUCACCUCAGAAGGAGAAGACCGGAUGAAUCCACAGACUAUGUUUGUCCCAUCGAGUCGUCUUCACCUCAAUCAGGACAAUCUGCAGCUAACGGUGUGCAGGUUCGACCCUAUGCCGGUUUUAGAGGCCUGAGCCCUAUUCUGGACCGAGAGCCUGACCGCACUAGAGACCAGGUGGGACAGGAUGACAGCAAAGCUGACCCAUCUCCAUGACGACAGCUUCAAGAAUAUGGCGAUACUGUGCUGACACACUUAACAUAAGCCAAUGGGCACUGCUACUAUUCUGCCUCCUUUGCUUGUGACCCAUUAUACCUCAGCCCAUCCUCUCCCUGCCCCUCUAAACCCCACCUAUCAGCCCCACCCUGUGCCUUAUAAGUGAAGAGAUUCAGAGACGCCCUGAUAACCCUGCAGACUGUCCUGUAGCCAUAGCUGCAGGUCAUGAAGGGUGUACUGACAACAUGAAUCUACACACUUGAAGUAUUUUGAUGUUAGUUUCCCUAUCUGACUGACCCGACCUCAGCAUCAAACCUGUGCCAUGAUCUAACUAAUCAUGAGAGAACACAGACUCUCUCUGGACACCACUUCCUGUUACAUCACUUCCUGUAAUCCGUAUAAUAAAUAUGGAUAUCUAUUGUACAGUAUUAUGUAUUUGUUCUAACAUUUGUGCAUCAUCAUUAGAGGAUUUUAUAUGUGUACACCGUCAUUAAGUUCAACUUUAAGUUUUCCACUUUCAUAGUUCUAUCACAUGGUUGAAAUGAACUUGUGCAAUAUUUGCAUCAUAUUAAGGAGGGAUUAUAUUUAAUAUUUAUGUCAUUGCAGAAGACAGGAUAAAGCAUGCUAGGUUUGAACCUGAGGUGAUGAUUUUGUACUGUUAUUUUCAUAUUGACAGUAUUGCUGUAAUAGUAUUUUUAUAGUUAAGAAACCCCUGCUCCUUUUCAGGAAGCUUUGUGCUCUUGUAAAUGUAAAAAAGAGGCUAUCAAAUCAUUUAAUAAAUAAAAUCAUAUGUG